CCUGCUCUUCCUUUCACUUUCCGAUGUGACAACUUCUGCAAGAUGAAAAUGCAUACAGAAGUUUGAAACUUAAAAACUGGACAGAAAAGCUACAAUUAAACCCUAUGGCUCUUUUACUGCAGGAAUUAGACGUGGAAAUUGCUAUCUGACAUUCUGAAAAACUUUUUCCAACCUGACAAAACCGAAGUCAUGUUUCGGAGGCAGAGCACAGCACGACACUGCUCAGCAGGAUCAGUCAGGUGAAUUCUUUCCUGCCGUCCCCUUGUGCUUUUGAAUCAAGUUUCCUAGAAGAAGAUGCGUUCCUCAUUGUGCCAAAUCUGCAGAGUCUGCACAUCGCUGCCUGGUUUUCUCACAUUCUUCAUUACUUUUCAUAUUUCCAAGGUGGAAUCAGCCCAGUUUACAGUUGUUGGACCUGAUCAGCCAGUCACUGCCAUUGUGGGGGAAGAGAUCGUAUUGCCAUGCCGCCUGUCCCCCAACAUGAGCGCUGAGAACAUGGAAGUGAGGUGGUUCCGGUCUGAGUUCACAUAUUAUGUUCAUCUGUACCGCGAUGGGACAGAUCAGUUUGAAGGACAGAUGCCAGAAUACAGGACAAGGACAGCGUUUUGGAAAGAUGGCCUCACACAUGGAAAUGUUUCCUUGAGGAUUCUCAAUAUCAGGCCUUCAGAUGAAGGGCAAUACACCUGCUUUGUCAUAGAUGGCAUUACUAAUGAAGAAGCUGUAAUAGGACUGAAGGUAGCAGCUGUAGGCUCUAAUCCUAUCAUCUCUGUGGAGGAUUACCAGCCUGGAGGGAUCCGCGUGACGUGUCGAUCAGCUGAGUGGUACCCAGAGCCCCAGGUGCUGUGGAGAAAUGCCCAGGGGCAUCAUAUACCAUCGCUUUCUGAAAUAAAAUCCCCAAAGGCAAAUGGCCUGUUUGAAACAGAAAUUUCUGUUGUCAUAAACAGACAUCCAAACCAGAACUUGUCCUGUUGGGUCAGGAACAGCCUCCUCGACCGAGAGAAGGAAUCAGCAAUUUAUAUAUCAGCUCUCUUUUUUCCAAGCGUGAAUCCCUGGAUGGUGGCCCUGAGCGUGAUCCUGGUGGUUGUGUUAAGUUUCAUGAUCCUGAAUGUAUAUCUCUUCAGAAUAAAAGGAAACCUUCAACGAGAACUUGGGUGGAAAAGAGCUGUGAUCUGUCCAGGGCUGGGACAAACUGCACCGCCUCUGGAAAAAGAGGACGUGACUCUGGAUCCAGACACGGCUCAUCCCGGGCUCGACCUGUCUGCGGAUGGGAAAAGUGUGAGAUGGACAUACAGACGGCAGGAUCUACGGCAGGAUCUGCCUGACAAUCUUGAGAGAUUUGACACUUGGCGCUGCGUGCUGGGCCGUGAGGGAUUCACCUCCGGGAGACACUGGUGGGAGGUGGAGGUGGAGGUGGGGGAGAGGGGAUGGUGGGCCGUGUGCUCUUGGGGUCAGUACGAAGCUCUCACUGCCCCAUGUCGCACCCGCCUGUCCCUGCGCCAGGUGCCCAGCAGGAUGGGGGUGUAUCUGGACUGCACAUUGGGGCGGGUGUCAUUUCUCGAUGCUGACACCAAGGCUCUGAUCUUCACUUUCUCGCCGGCCUUGUUCACGGGGGGCAGGAUCCGGCCCUGGUUCCUGGUGGAGGUUGGUGAAAUCAGGCUCAGACGGUGCCAGUGAGAGGGAAAGGAAACGUGCAAGACGGGACCUGCUCGUUGUCCCCUCCGGCCUCAGUCGUGCUCAUGUCCGUGACCCUGGAGGACUCCUCUUGCUGCAGACGAUCAGCUGUGCAGUGUCCGUGGCCCUGGACACGCAGGCUGGAUUUCUUCAUCCCCCGACCACGGCGAGCAGGACGUGGCUGAGCUGGACGGUCGUCUCUGCCCGGGUGUCGUUUCCUGCAUGACUGAGGGGCCCUCGGGGGCCUGUGGGGUCCGGCACCCACGGGUGCAGCUGGGGGGUCAGGGGAGGUGUGGUGAAGCGGAGGCACCAAAACCUGGGGCCAUUUGGGUUGGGAAAUGCAGUUGAACCCGGCCCUGGUGUUCAUUGCAGCGCUCC
Molecule: messenger RNA, 2046 nt
Organism: Alligator sinensis (Chinese alligator)
Lineage: Eukaryota; Metazoa; Chordata; Crocodylia; Alligatoridae
Product: butyrophilin subfamily 1 member A1-like
Exons: 10
Coding region: 295-1671 (458 amino acids)
Molecular function (GO): protein binding
Source: RefSeq, a predicted model, not a curated record